CUCUUGCUGAGGCAGGUGGUUUCUUUCUGCUAUUCUUCUCUCGCUGCCUCAAGCAAUGCUGGGCUCUUUUCACAGCAGCCUUUAGCCAUUGUGGUUUGGCCACCAGGGGGCCCACGGUUCAAUAAAGGAUGAUUGGAGCGAAUUACUGGGGGAAACGGUUUUUAUUCUGGCCCAAGAUCUGAGGGAAUGCAGAACGCCAGUGAGGCUGGUUGAGGCAGACUGAAGAGUUUCUCCGUCUUGGCUCAAUCCGGGCUGAAACAUCAGGGUCGCCUCCCCCCUGCUCCCUGCCCUCUUAAUACCCUGAGUCAAAGCGUGGGAAUUUUCUCCCUCAUUUUCUCCUAGUUUGCUGUGCCACCUGUGCUGGCUCUUUUUGUAAGUCUCCUUCUGUGUGCAUCGUCCUCCCCAUCUGUGCAGAAGGAAGGAUGCCUUUGCCUUGGACAAUUAUGCUUUUGCUUCCUUUCCUGCAGCCUCUGGAGACCAUGGUGAAGGAAGGUGCUGCCCUGCUUCUUCAGGAGCCUUCUAUAUCCUCCAGGAGGGAGCAGAGGGCUGGAGAGAGUCAUUUAACAAGGCACUUUGUCUCCAAAGAGGCACUGCUGGAGAUGCCUGGAAGACCCGGGAGGCUGAGAUGGCCAGGAUCCCUUGGCAAUCAGAGGGGGCGGCAGCUGUCGGAAGAGCAACUGAGGUGGAGAAGGACUCGCCGGGGAACCGAGGAUGAAGAGUCCAAGCCAGUUCAGCAGUACAUUCCAGGAGUAAAAGUGGAGUUUCCUCGGCCCAUGAUCCCUGGCAGCUUACGGCCCACCAAGGCCCUGGUGCCGUCCAGCACGUAUCCCUCUGAGCAGCGCCAGCGGAGUCCGGCGGUCCACGGGGCCACAGAGCCCCAGGACAAUAUGACUGUGGCAUCAGGGAAGCGCCCUCAGAUCCAAAACCCUCUGUACCCAGUGACCGAGAGCUCUUACAGUGCCUAUGCUGUCAUGUUCCUGUCCCUCAUUGUCUUUGCCGUGGGCAUCAUUGGGAACCUCUCUGUGAUGUGCAUCGUCUGGAACAACUACUACAUGAAAAGUGCCUGGAACUCCAUCUUGGCCAGCCUUGCCUUCUGGGACUUCCUCAUCCUCUUCUUCUGCCUGCCAGUGGUUAUCUUCAAUGAGAUCACCAAGAAGAGGCUGCUGGGGAGCAUCUCCUGCCGCGUGGUGCCUUUCAUGGAGGUGUCCUCAUUGGGCGUAACCACCUUCAGCCUCUGCGCUCUGGGCAUUGACAGAUUCCAUGCAGCCACCAGUCCGCAAGCCAAGCUGCGACCCAUUGAGCACUGCCAUUCCAUCAUUGCCAAGCUGGCUGUCAUCUGGGUGGGUUCCAUGACUCUUUCCGUCCCAGAGAUCCUCCUCUGGCAGCUGGCGCAAGACACCUCACCAGUCUCCGGCGUCGUGACUGACUACUGCACCAUGAAGCCUUCCCAGGACCUGCCAGAAUCUAUUUACUCUCUGGUCCUCACUUACCAGAACGCCAGGAUGUGGUGGUACUUCGGAUGCUACUUCUGCCUGCCCAUCCUCUUCACCGUCAGCUGCCAGCUGGUCACUAGAAGGGUCAGCAGCCCAGAGAAGACCAACUGCCGUGGCAGUAAGCACGGGCAGUGCGAGAGCCAACUCAACUGCACCGUGAUUGGCCUGACAGUGAUCUAUGGUCUCUGCACAAUUCCAGAGAACGUCAGCAAUAUCGUUGUGGCGUACCUAUCUCCUGACAUGGCCAAGCAGACCCUGGACCUGCUAAGUCUCGUCAACCAGUUCUUCUUGUUCUUCAAGUGCUCGGUGACUCCUGUGCUGCUGCUGUGCCUCUGCAAACCGCUGGGCCAGGCCUUCAUGGACUGCUGCUGCUGCUGCUGCGACGAGUGUGGUCAGGAAGCUGCCUCCAGUGAUGGCGGCUCCGACGGCAAGCUGAAAACCGAGAUGUCCUCUUCUAUCUUCUUUGACAAGCCCCGGGAAUCACCUACCCCUGUGGGGGCGGUUGGCACUCCAUGCUAAGCUCAAUCAGCUAAGUGGGGAGCAUUAGCGGGGAGCAUUUUUCCACCAGCUUCUUCCCAAGACCAAAAGUUGUUUUUCUCUUUAGUUAUCAGUUGGUGAAGUGGCUGGACGGUGGAAAUGGAGCAGGGCUUGUUCCAACACCAGCUCCGACCAGAGUGACUUAGUUAUGAGGCCUCAACUGGCAGCUCUCUCUCCUCUGCUGAACUAUUACCUAGGGUGUGAGCGCCCCCCAAACCGCAGGCACGAGCAGAGAAGGCUGCUGCCAUGAAGGAGGGGGGGGGUGCUGAGGAAAGCUCCGCCUGCAGCCCCUCAAGGACUGAAGAGACCCCAAGUGUCUUAGAGAGGACAUAGUACAAAUUAACCCAUCUUGCAGUCGUGCAGGAUCUCACUGUCCCCUUCUCUGCUCCAGGCCCAGAGACAGCCUCCUAUACAAGACAAGCACUACCCUAGCCUCAAUAAAUCAAUACUCUAGAUAGUGAAACAUG
Molecule: messenger RNA, 2497 nt
Organism: Lacerta agilis (Sand lizard)
Lineage: Eukaryota; Metazoa; Chordata; Lepidosauria; Squamata; Lacertidae
Gene: GPR37L1
Product: G protein-coupled receptor 37 like 1
Exons: 2
Coding region: 423-2012 (529 amino acids)
Biological process (GO): adenylate cyclase-inhibiting G protein-coupled receptor signaling pathway; positive regulation of MAPK cascade
Cellular component (GO): signaling receptor complex; plasma membrane
Molecular function (GO): G protein-coupled peptide receptor activity
Source: RefSeq, a predicted model, not a curated record